This is a messenger RNA of Morchella importuna, 2580 nucleotides long. RefSeq lists its product as uncharacterized. Gene Ontology annotation, molecular function: ATP binding; protein binding; protein kinase activity. Gene Ontology annotation, biological process: protein phosphorylation; innate immune response. Gene Ontology annotation, cellular component: cytoplasm. Lineage: Eukaryota; Fungi; Ascomycota; Pezizomycetes; Pezizales; Morchellaceae. The coding region runs from base 1 to 2580 and encodes 859 amino acids. The record is from RefSeq and is a predicted model, not a curated record. The transcript is spliced from 4 exons.
AUGACCACCUCGUUUACCGCGUUCGACUCGUACAAACUAAACACUCAGUUCAGCGUUGAUGGCACAUCGUUUAUACAUACCAUCCCUGAGACGGUACCCGGAGGGAAGGUUCGAGUGGAGAGGUGGUCUAGGGUGGAGCGUAUUGGGAAGGGAACCUUUGGAAGUGUGUAUAAAGAAAAAUGUGAUAAUGGGGAUGUCCGGGCGGUGAAGGUAGUCCUUCACUCAGCUAUGAAUAUACGGGAGUUGCUGGCCUUGACUAGGAUGACGCAGUACACAGAUUACUUCGUCCAGCUGUCCGGCUGGUUCCAGGAUGAUACGAAUAUCUACCUAGCUAUGGAAUAUUUUCCAUGCGGCGAUUUGCAUACCUUCAUCCUCGAGAGCCAAGGUGGGCUAUCGCAGCCGCAGAUAAAGACGGUUACGAUACAGCUACUUGAGGGGCUGAAGAUUAUGCACAGUCUCAGCUUUUGCCACAGAGACUUGAAACCUCAGAAUGUUCUGGUCGUCACUUGGUUCCCCCUGGUAGUGAAGAUUGCAGACUUUGGCACCACGAAAGAAGCAGGAGAUGAAACAGCUUUAAGGACUAUUGUCGGUACACCCGACUACUUGGCUCCAGAAGUUCUCGGGAUUAUUGACACGGACACCUCCGAAUAUACGGAUGCGGUUGACAUGUGGUCUAUGGGCUGUCUGAUUUUUGCAAUGGCAACGAAGAAGACGCCGUUCCCGGGAACCAAGGGGCUAGAGGCGUUUAUUAAGCGGUUAACAUUUCCGGGAGACCGAUUAGUUGAGGCCGAACUAGAAGAGUUUAUCGUGGGUUUUAUGAGACCCAUGCCGGGCGAGAGACUAACUGCUAAACAAGCAUUAGAUCACGCAUGGCUAAACUCAGGUGAUCAUACCUGGGAUGGAGAGACAAAUUUGAGUAAUGGGCCAGGACAGGAAAAGGCGACAAUAGGUCCCACUGGAAAUCAGGCAGGCAAUGAAUCGGAUGAUGAUUAUGACACGUGGGAUACCCAGGAUGAAGUCGAUAGUGUACCUCCCCUAUCGAGAUCGUCGGUCGGCCAAGGGCGAAUGAUAUCUUCUGUUGGAGCCCGUCAACCAGAUAUCAAAUCUAACAUGAGAAGGGUUGGACUGGCUCUCACUGAAGCUGCCGCACAUGGGCAUCGGCAAAUUGUCCAGCGCAUGCUCGAGACAGGAGCGAGUCUUGCCUUUAGAGAUCAGAACGGAAACACUGCACUCCACCGGGCAGUUCAGCGGGGGAAUACCGAUAUUGUACGGUUACUGCUACAGGCUGGAGCUGACAAGAUGGCAAAAGGCUUUGGCGACGCCACGCCCCUCAUUAUGGCUGCUGCUUGCGGGUAUAAAGAGUUGGUUCAGUUACUUGUGGAUGAGGGCACGGAUAUCUCUGCCAUUGAUGGAGAAGGAUAUAACGUUCUUCAUGCCGCGGCUCAAAACGGAUACCCAGAUCUGGUACGGUUUCUGCUAGAAUGUGAAGGGGCAGAUAUAGCGUCGGGAGCUGGCACGGGAGUUGCUACACCUUUGCAAGUGGCUGCACGAGCGGGUUGGGUUGAUGUGGUAAAGCUGCUACUGGAGAAGGGAGCAAGCACUGCUGAUAAAGGUCCACAUGGAUUUACAGCACUGCAUUCGGCGGCUUCGAGAGGGAAAGCGGAGGUAGUAAAGUUACUACUCGAUUAUGGUGCCGAUAGCCGGAUUAGAACCGAGGGACUCUCGACAGCGUUAACACUGGCAGCUACCGACGGGCAUAGGAAGGUGGUAAAGCUAUUGCUGGAUCGUGGCGCUGAUAUCAUGGAAAAAGGUCCCCAUGGAUACACGGCGCUUCAUUUAGCAGCCGAGGAAGGACAUCAUGAUGUAGUUCAGCUGCUGCUACAGCGAGGAGCAGAUAUCACCGCGACUGAGAAUGAAGGAUCGACUGCUCUGCACCUAGCAACUGCCGCUGGAUGCUUAGAAGUAGUGGACCUAUUGAUUGGUUGGGGCGAGGGCACCGCGGUACGAGACAGCGGAAUUGACGAAUUCCAAACCUUACCUAUCGACCACACAACCACCGGGAAGGAGGACUCUCUUGUCAUUGAAAAAAACUCAAAGAUCGUAGAUCCGAUGACGAUGGGUGCUGGCACAUUGAAUAUGCCCGAACAGAGAGAUCAGGCAGUGAUAGUAGAAGGAAGUAUGACCAAAAUGGAGCAGGAAGCGAGGCCUACGCUUGGGGAGGAAAGGACAGCCGAGGGGAGAUCGAUACAGAACGAAUAUGAGGUAGAAAUCUCAGAGGUGGUGGAAUCUCCCUUACCUAAGAGAGAGGGGGGAACGGUUGAAGAGGGACUAUUUCAGGAGUCCAGGGUAAAUACUUCAUCGAAUGAAAGGCCUACAAUACCAGAGGGAGAAAGAGAUGCCAUUGAAGAGGAAAGACUAGAGCCUGAACGUGAAGGUAACUCAAGGGCUCAUGUUCAGUCAAAACUGGAAGAGGCGCUACCGGGGAUAAACAUUGCAGAGUCGAGAGGAAAGCUUGGAAAGUUUAGAAUGAGUGGACGGCGUUCAAGAUCUGAUAAAAAAUCGCGGUGUGUGAUAUCAUAG